Messenger RNA from Colletotrichum paranaense, 195 nucleotides. RefSeq lists its product as uncharacterized. The record is from RefSeq and is a predicted model, not a curated record. The transcript has a single exon. NCBI's taxonomy places the organism in Eukaryota, Fungi, Ascomycota, Sordariomycetes, Glomerellales, Glomerellaceae. The coding region runs from base 1 to 195 and encodes 64 amino acids.
AUGGGACGAGGGGCUAUUCCAGUUUGCAAUGCAACGAGCUGCCAAGUUCCCACCUCUCUUUCUCAGGGUCCAAGUCCUCUUGCCCUUCCGCCACGCUUGAUUGGCUGGCUCUGUCGAUCCCAACGCUUGGCUUCCGAGGCGGCUGGCACAGGCCACCAAUUGUCUCUCCCAUUCAGAGCGGCUUCUGGCUCAUGA